Diplodia corticola is the source of this 1506-nucleotide messenger RNA. RefSeq lists its product as uncharacterized. The record is from RefSeq and is a predicted model, not a curated record. Lineage: Eukaryota; Fungi; Ascomycota; Dothideomycetes; Botryosphaeriales; Botryosphaeriaceae. The transcript has a single exon. Bases 1 to 1506 code for a protein of 501 amino acids.
AUGAAAACGAUGAGCGCAGCGGCCCACGCCAACAGUCUGGCCAAGAUGACCACGGCCAUGCAACAUGUCUACAGAUAUCCCGUCCCAGACGCAGCCACCGUCAACAGUACCGCGGCCGCGCCAUCCAAGCCAUGGACCCCCCCUCCAGCCACGGCAGGCCACCGCGGCCGCUACCUCUGGACCGACGCCUUUGGCGUCCUCAACUUCCUAACUCUGCACCGCGCCAGCCGCAGGCCGGACAGCAGCAGCAGCGGCGGCGGCGGCGGCGGCGGCGAGUGCAAGAACGAAACCGCCACCUACCUGACAUACGCCACCGCGCUCGCGCAAGCCGUGCACGACGUCCUCGGCCGCACGCGCGACGGCUCCGCGCGGCUCCCGGGAGCCACGGACGCAGACCCGAUGGGCGGCGGCUUGCGGAUCGGCAAGGAGGACGCGGGCGGCCCGGACGGCGACGGCCAGUACCAUCACUACCUCACGCUGUGGAUGUACGCGCUCAACCGGCUGGCCGUGGCGUGGCGCGGCGAGGGGAGAGAGGCCGAGGCGGGCAGAUGGAACGGGCAUGCGGUGAGGCUGAUGCAGGCGGUGCACCCGGCGUUUGUGUACGACAGGGCCGGCGGCGCGCGGCCGAGGAUGUACUGGAAGGUGAGCGUCGACCUGAAGCGGCCGCUGGUGCUGUCCGAGGGAAACUUGGACCCGGUGGAUGGGUUGGUGGUGUGCAAGUUGCUGGCGGAGUUUGAAGGGGGCGGGGAGGAGGUGCUGGCCGAGGAGAGGAGGGACUACGAGAAGAUUGUUGCGACCAAGUGGGCGAAUUACACGAGCAGCGACCCGUUGGAUCUGGGCAUGACGUUGUGGACGGCGCAUCAAUAUGCGGGAAAGGAGCAGUGGGCAACGGGGUUCGUGGAUAGGGCGAAGAGGGACUUGAAAGUGCUUAUCGACUCGGACUAUUUCAAAGCGGGCUUGAGGAGAAGGCUGGCGUUUCGAGAGUUCGGGACAGCCCUGGGCAUCCGUUGUGCACUGUUCGAUGAAGAUGGCUGGGGUGCUGAAGCUGAAAGGGUCAUCGGGGCUUGGGAAGACGCUGGCAUCGUGCCCGAGCCGACGGGAGAGGCGAUGGGGAAUGCCAACGCAUCCACGGAUCUCGCCCCAAUUACACUGGUGAUGUACGCGGCUGCACUGGAACCUGGAGGUAAUUCGAUGUCCUCUCCGUACUUUGCCGUCGAAGCUGACCAUUUGCAGCUUUCAAGCGAGGUUGGAUGGAGCACGUCUAGCAGAUCCGGGGGAAGGCUCAUGGCACCCCCAGAGAUUUGCGUAAUGCCAUCGGGACUUCGAUGCCGGACAAUGUGGAAGCAUGGGUUCGAUGCUGCUCAGGCUGUGUUGAUGAUCCGAAUGUCUGUCGGUGAUUUGCAAAGCGAUCGAGUGAUAAUAAGCGCACCUUCCGAGAGCACAGAUCGACCUAGCUACGAGAUUCGGUCAUGUUUAGCGGGGAGAAAUGGUAAUCGAGUGGAUUAG